CGCGUUAACGAAUGUUGUUUUCGUAGUGCCUGACGAAGCUGUGAUUGAAAGUUGAAGCUAAAUUUCCUUCAAGUAAAAUAAUAAUUUUGCGUGGAGUCAACAAGCUCUAGGUACGCCUUUUUGUAUAAUGCUCUUCUCUUAUCAGGGGAGAGUGUACAAGAGAUGAUAAGAAGUAUUAAAAAUAAGGUUUUUUGAGCUAGUCUUCAAUUGAAGCUGGCACUAAUUUCCAAUAUCAGUCGGAGCUUAAGUCUGUUAAUUCGCAGUCGGUAGUCGAGAGGUGCGGAUCGGCAAGUCUUGCGAGACUGGUUUAUGUGUUUUAUUUUAUUUUCUUUGGUGUUCGUUUGUAUUUUUUUAAAUAAUUACUAUGAGUUGUUUGUCGCGUUUUCGCUUAAUCACUUUCGAUGUUCAUAACACGUUACUGCAAAUCCGAUCUGCACCGGGUAAAAAGUAUGGAGAACUUGGUGCUAUGUUCGGCAUUAGUAACAACAAGAAUCAGCUGGUGGCCAAUUAUGUGCAAAGUUGGCAGAAAAUGAACCGGUUACAUCCGAACUUUGGACUGAAGACUAAAAUCGGAUACAAGCAAUGGUGGCAGAUGAUGAUCGGAGGCAUUUUCAACGAGAACGGAACACAUAACAUCCCGGACGACAAGAUUGAACAGAUGACAGAACAUUUUAUGGAAUUCUUCAAAACCAGUGGAUUUUGGCAGCACUGCUACGGUUCGGUUGAUUUUCUAAACUUCUUGAAACUUCAACGGCACAUAGAAUCGCAUGGUAACAAAGAACCUCCGUUUAAGCUGGGUGUGGUAUCCAACUUCGAUCCCAGACUUGAUGUUUUGCUUAGAAACAUGAAGCUGAAUCACUACUUCGACUUUGUUCUCAAUUCCUACGAUGUUGGAUACAUGAAACCAUCAAAAGAGAUCUUUUCUGCCGCCAUGAAGGCGUCCGAGCUGAAGGAUCUCAAACCACAAGAGUGUUUGCAUAUUGGAGCCACGCCGGCAACCGACUAUUUCGGUGCGCGACAUGCCGGAUGGUAUGGAUUACUAGUGCAUGAAAAAUCUGCAGAUGAACUGUCUCGAAAAUAUGGACAAACGGUUGAUGACAAUCAUGUGUUCUCUAGUCUGUUUGAUAUUCAUAAGAAGAUUUCGAAUGAUUAUAUGAAAUGGUAAAUGUAUAAAAGAAUAAACGGGAUGUAUAUGUGUUUUAUAA
Ochlerotatus camptorhynchus is the source of this 1205-nucleotide messenger RNA. RefSeq names its product rhythmically expressed gene 2 protein-like. Gene Ontology annotation, cellular component: nucleus. The record is from RefSeq and is a predicted model, not a curated record. Bases 365 to 1165 code for a protein of 266 amino acids. The transcript has 3 exons. Lineage: Eukaryota; Metazoa; Arthropoda; Insecta; Diptera; Culicidae.